AUGCUACUCUGGGUCCAACUGCUCGUCGGGCUCUAUGUGGCGCUCGCCAUCGCCGCGUCGGCAGUGAGCGUGCGCCAACUCUAUCGUCGCCCACGCCCGGACGCCAUCUUCCAGUUCCGAUCGACGCUGGCGUAUGCGUGCCAGCUCCUUUUGCGCGCCUUUGCGGCCGCCCGCUUCAUCCUCGUCGUCGUCGCACAGCCGCUCGUCUACGAGUACGCCACGUGGAGCUUUGGCAUUCAAGGCAUCUACUUUGUGUGUGCCACGAUCUAUCAAGUCGCGCACCACUGGGCGCGGUACGAGCCCGUGCUCUUCCACCGCGACAGCUACGUGCUCAAUACGCUCUUGGACAUGAGCUGUGCGAGUGUGGUGCCAGCACUGCUCGCGUUCGCCACGUCUUCCGGCCGAUUGGACGGGCAGAACGUGGCGUUGCAUGGUGCUUCCUUCGUCGUGUACCUGCUCGAGUUUAUCGGCAACCACUUUGUGGUCCAGCGCCAAAGCCUCGGGCUCACGCUCCUGCUGCCAAGCGUCUACGUCGUCGUGCUCUGGCUGCACCAAGAGUCGACACCAUCAAGAUGGCUCGACCUGUCGGUGCCCGAGGCUGCCAUUGGCCAUGCGGGUCUCUUUCUGAGCCAUGGGGUCGCUUUUGGCCUCUUCUACGGCAUCUCGCUGCUCAAAGAGACAUACUUGCAUGGUCAGUGCCCGGUCGUGGUCAACCAAGGCCCGCCAAGAGCGCGGAAGCUCAGUUUUGUUUGA
Saprolegnia parasitica CBS 223.65 is the source of this 753-nucleotide messenger RNA. RefSeq lists its product as hypothetical. The transcript has a single exon. NCBI's taxonomy places the organism in Eukaryota, Oomycota, Saprolegniomycetes, Saprolegniales, Saprolegniaceae. The record is from RefSeq and is a predicted model, not a curated record. The coding region runs from base 1 to 753 and encodes 250 amino acids.